Myxocyprinus asiaticus (Chinese sucker) is the source of this 381-nucleotide messenger RNA. RefSeq names its product fatty acid binding protein 10a, liver basic (gene fabp10a). NCBI's taxonomy places the organism in Eukaryota, Metazoa, Chordata, Actinopteri, Cypriniformes, Catostomidae. The transcript is spliced from 4 exons. Gene Ontology annotation, molecular function: fatty acid binding. The coding region runs from base 1 to 381 and encodes 126 amino acids. Gene Ontology annotation, biological process: fatty acid transport. The record is from RefSeq and is a predicted model, not a curated record. Gene Ontology annotation, cellular component: nucleus; cytosol.
AUGGCCUUCCAUGGAACAUGGCAGGUGUACGUUCAGGAGAACUACGAGGAGUUCCUCAGAGCUAUUUCACUCCCAGAAGAUAUCAUUAAGCUGGCCAAGGAUGUCAAACCAGUGACAGAAAUCCAACAAAAAGGCAACGACUUCACCAUCACAUCCAAGACCCCUGGGAAGACCGUCACUAACUCCUUCACCGUUGGCAAGGAAGCUGAAAUCACCACCAUGGACGGCAAGAAGCUCAAAUGCAUUGUCAAACUGGACGGAGGAAAGCUGGUGUGUCAGACGGAUCGAUUCUCUCACAUCCAGGAGAUCAAAGGAGGAGAGAUGGUUGAGACUCUGACAGUAGGAGGAACCACGAUGAUCAGGAAGAGCAAAAAGAUGUGA